CUAUGGUGAGACCAAAGUGCCAAAAUCCGUAAGCCGAAAAAUUGACAUAGCAAUCGCAUAUACACCAAAGAAUGACCCCGAAAUAAUAUUGUAUAAACUUAUUUGUGAAGCCAAAAGACCUAGUGGACCAACGAAUGGUGAUGACUAUGAUAAACUAACACGGUCUUUAAAUGAUGCAUAUAAUA
Molecule: messenger RNA, 185 nt
Organism: Racocetra fulgida
Lineage: Eukaryota; Fungi; Glomeromycota; Glomeromycetes; Diversisporales; Gigasporaceae
Source: the annotation of a GenBank genome assembly